AUGAGAAUUAUCGGCACCAUCGAGGGUCUGAUGCUCAUCUCUGACUGGCACCCUCGCACCAUCCACUUCCCGCCAGACACAGAGGGCUGGGACGCAUUGCUUAUUGACACCGUCUACGAGCGGGAAAACCGUAAACGAACUAACAACCAAGAGCCCCUCGUGCGCUGGCGCAAUGAUGUCUUCGAACCGGCGAAAAGGGCAAGCAGAAUGUUGUGGAUGCUCCUCGGUCUUGCCACGAAUCUGGCGCACGAGCUGGGAAUAUUGUCCAACGGCCAGCACCCAGGUUUCGCGCGCAAAGGCUUCUUUACAGCUACAUGA
Messenger RNA from Diaporthe citri, 318 nucleotides. RefSeq lists its product as uncharacterized. Gene Ontology annotation, cellular component: nucleus. Bases 1 to 318 code for a protein of 105 amino acids. The record is from RefSeq and is a predicted model, not a curated record. Lineage: Eukaryota; Fungi; Ascomycota; Sordariomycetes; Diaporthales; Diaporthaceae. Gene Ontology annotation, biological process: aromatic amino acid catabolic process; positive regulation of transcription by RNA polymerase II. The transcript is spliced from 2 exons. Gene Ontology annotation, molecular function: DNA-binding transcription factor activity, RNA polymerase II-specific.